UAAAUUUAGUGUCAUUAGCCUUGGCUUACGGUCCUUUACUGCCGUGGCCUUAUAAAAGGCAGCACUGCCUCUAAACCAGAUCAAACCAAACACAGUCUCAGACACAACCUCUGCACAACAAUCAGCACUGUGAUCAUACAAGCUUGUCCUACAGGAUGAAACCCGGAAGAUUACUUUUGUCUGUGGCUCCUCUACCGACAAUAACAGAGUCCCACGAGGACCUCUCGCAGUCCCUGGAGGAAUACAUGAACUCCAUCAAAGAACUUGCCCAGCCUGCUUGUGGUCCUUUGAGGAUAUCCAGGACUCAGAGGCGUAAGCCUGCGGGGAAGCAUGUGGGCUCUACUUCAACUUCACGCAGCACUUCCCGGGCUCUGCAGCCCCGCCACGCUUCUCUGGGUCUGGACGAGGUCAUGGUGAGCUUCAACAGUCAGGUGGACCACGGCACUAAAGACCCACUGGACUGGUUGUUUGCGCAGACGCACUUACAGUCACACGGAGAGGAUUUACGCAGGACUGACAUUGCACCUGCUGCUUUGUGGUUACUCUAAUGAGCCAAAGCGUAAAGACAUGCUGAUGGGGAGGAUAAUACCCAACGAGUGAUGGAUGAACUCAGUCGAGGAUCUCAUGAACUGAACUUCUUAAUUUAUUGUCUGAACAGACUUUUUGUACAAAUAUUCAAAUGUUUACAUGCUGUUAAAGUCAUGAUUUUCUAAGUUGCUUUUUUUAAAAUAAAAUGUAAGAAUAUAUUUUGA
Molecule: messenger RNA, 752 nt
Organism: Cyprinus carpio (common carp)
Lineage: Eukaryota; Metazoa; Chordata; Actinopteri; Cypriniformes; Cyprinidae
Product: protein DEPP-like
Biological process (GO): regulation of autophagy
Cellular component (GO): mitochondrion
Source: RefSeq, a predicted model, not a curated record